Molecule: messenger RNA, 1267 nt
Organism: Solanum lycopersicum (tomato)
Lineage: Eukaryota; Viridiplantae; Streptophyta; Magnoliopsida; Solanales; Solanaceae
Product: expansin-A23-like
Biological process (GO): plant-type cell wall organization
Cellular component (GO): extracellular region
Source: RefSeq, a predicted model, not a curated record
AACACUGUUCAAUUUUAUAUGAUACCCACGCAAUUUAUAUAGUGUGCGACUAAUUUAUUCCUUAUUAAAAUAUACUACUCAGUCAUAAUACCAACAUAAUGCCAUAUACUUAUUGGAUAUCAUAAAAGAAUUAUAUUUCACUUUGCCUCUACAAAUAAUUUGAUUAUGUUAAAUUUCCAAUUAAUUACAUGAAAGACUCAAAACUAUAGAGUAACAAACCAUAAAAUUUCCAUUUAUCCUACUUUACUCAUUAAACAAUUGGUCAAAUAAGUUAUUAACUCCCCCAAUUCUAUAGGCAAAAAAUUAUUUAUUUCAUAGUGAAUACUUGGCUAUAAGUAUGUCAAUGGAAAAUCUAGUAAUCAAAGCAAAUCACCAAGAGAGCUAAAAACUAGUUUAGAGAAAAAAUAGUUUAAGUUAAAUGGCUAAACACCAAAGUCUCUUCAUUUUGUUCAUCACGUUUGUUGUUUUUUUUCUAGUUGAUGCAUUUGAAAGUAAAGAGGUAGAAGGAAAUUUGGAUGAACAGGUAUGGAAUAAUGCACGUGCUACAUUUUAUGGUGACAUGGGGGGUGGUCAAACGAUGCAGGGAGCUUGUGGUUAUGGAGACACAAUCAAACAAGGGUAUGGCCUAGAAACAACAGCACUAAGCACAGCACUCUUUAACAAAGGAUCUACCUGUGGAGCUUGCUAUCAAAUAAAGUGUGUCAAUGCUCCUAAAGCAUGCCAUCCAGACCAAGUCAUAAUUGUUACUGCCACCAAUUUAUGCCCUCCAAAUUCCAAAAAAACUAAUGACGAUUGGUGCAAUCCACCACAAAAACACUUUGAUCUGACAAUGCCUAUGUUCAUAAAGAUUGCAGAGCAAACAGCAGGGGUUGUACCAGUUGUUUACAGAAGAGUCACUUGCCAGAAAAAAGGAGGUCUCAAGUUUGAGAUCGCCGGGAAUCCCAAUUGGAUUCUUGUUCUUGUUUUCAACGUGGGAGGUGUUGGAGAUGUUGUCAAUGUCAAAAUCAAAGGAUCUAAGACUCAAUGGAUACCAAUGUCGCGGAAUUGGGGACAAAAUUGGCAGGCUAAUGUGCAGUUGGGAGGACAAAGCUUGUCUUUCCAAGUACAAACUAGCGAUGGCAAAUGGGUUCAAUCUGAUAAUGUUGCUCCGGAUAACUGGCAAUAUGGUCAGACAUUUGAAGCCAAGAAUAAUUUUUAAUCAUCAUGUAUUUUCGAAAAUGAGUAGCUUUUAGUUUCUAAUCAAUAUAAUUUAUGAUCUUUUCUCUAA